AUAACAUAAAUGUCUGAAUCUAUUUUGACGGAGACUUCCAAUAAAAGAAUACAUAAACUCAAGAGAGGAAGGAGUACUCGGAAUAAUUCCGAACUAAGGUAUAUCCAAAGUAGCCUUAAAAAUUUGCACACAAUACUUGGAUCUGAAAAUGAACUUUUUGACAAAUGUAAUGGCACCCAAGAUCAGACCUUAAAGAAGGCAGUGGAGAAUGCUAUUGAUGCUCAUUUAUCUCGUGACAACAACAUUCUUAAGAAAAUUGAUUUUUAUAUUACUCCAUAUAACAAGACUCAGCAGUUCCAAGAGUCCAUGAGCUUUGGAGACAAAUACAAAUUUUGUAAGACAUUGGACGAUAAGGCUCAAAAAGAUUGGAAAAUGGUGUCUAACUUCGUUUUGAAUCCAACAAAGGACUUCAGAGCUAAGCUCAAUCAAUACAAUCCCAAUCUUUAUGGCAGCAUUAAAUAAACUUGCUUUAAAAUUAAUGGCUAAGAGGUUCAAUAAGAGUCCAAAAUUACGUAAAAAUAAGAGAAAACAGAAAACAAGUGAAUUUAAAAUCAAUGUUCUUGAAGUUAACUCAGAAAACAACCCUAAAAGCAUUGAACGAGAGUUUAAGAAUAAAAAUGCGUCCAUAAUUAGCCCUCUAAUCCAAAUCAAAAGGCAUGAGGAGAACUUACAUAGAAAGAGGGAGAUUCGCAAAAAUGGUAAAAACCUAGAGACUUUUAAUUUCGGUGUAAAUUUGGAGAUGAUAUCUAAUGAAACAACAAAACCAGUGAGCUUUGGCUCAAAAACUAACCCUAAAAACACACCUAUCCGACGACUCAGAGCAUUAGAUUCAUCUAAAUACCCCUCUAACCUAUCAAAACUCAUGAUUCCAAAGCUAUCCGCCAUUACAGUGAACGCAGGGUCUACUGAAGACCUUCCAACAAUCUCUUCGAACCAAACAGUGUGCAGGCAGGAGUACAAACCACCCAAUCACUCUGAAAAAUGCUGAAGUAUUUUAAGCAGCAAAAUCUUAUCGCCCAUCCGAGCAAUGAGCAGAGACACCAAGUCCAAGGUGGGGACGCCUAACAUAAGUGGCGACCACGAGUCUAUCGACCAGACGGGUAGUGCUAAGCUGUCCGAAGAGCAAAGGACUUAUGACAACUCCUCUGUUGACAUGGAGAACUCCAACUUAGCUAGAAAUAGCCAUAGAGAUACAAAGCUUCCCUUGAUUCACGGAAGGAACCUUACGGUUACAAGACCGAGAAAAACAAAUUCUUCUCAUAUUGUGAACGAAUAUACUGAGGAAAGAAAUACAUCAUAUUUUUAUAAACAGAAGAAGAGUGCUAGCAAAAAUCUCGGCUUAGGAGAAUGUGAUUCAGAAAGCAACUCUUGCUCAGUUAGUAUGGAAAAUGAUGAAAAUCCAUGCCAAAAUAUCAAAGUCUUUAAAGAAAAAUCCAUGAAUAUCCUUCAAAGAGUUAAUAAGAAAACUCCCUCAAAGUCAUUUAAACCUCUUGGGGAACAAAUUAUAGCUCCUUUGAUAAAUCCUCAAAAACUAAAGAAGAAGGUAAUAAGAAAGGACAAGAUAAAAUUUGCUAGCUUUGAUAAAGAAAAUUACAAAAGAAUAGACUCAAGUUGGGUGAUCUACAGCCCUCAAAGGAAGGGCACGGAAGGACUCACUCGAAAACCAAGAGGCAAAAAGUCUUCUGCCCUAGAUCAAGUUAAGAAUUCAUCAAAUAUAAAAGCGAUAAGGCGACCUGAUAGAUCAACAAAAGUGAGACGACCAGCUCCUCUAAAUCAAAAUCAGGACCAGCACCAUUCCGAUUUCAUUCCAGAUGUAUUCAACUGUAAAAAUAACUAUACCUAUGGAGUUAAAGAUGCAAGAAUGUUCUUGUAAACACAGAGUAGCAUAUAAAUCUGCAACUGCCAAUAAUUAAUUUUG
Molecule: messenger RNA, 1918 nt
Organism: Moneuplotes crassus
Lineage: Eukaryota; Ciliophora; Spirotrichea; Euplotida; Euplotidae
Source: the annotation of a GenBank genome assembly